CCUUUAUAGGAAAAAUAUGCGCGGGGCCGGGGGGGCUGCCCUGAGUCACCAGGGGCUGCGGCUCCCGCCCACGCCCAGGGAGCCCUGGCCGGGCCGGGGCGGGGUUUGUGCUGCCCGCCGGGGCUGGCAGGGGCCGGAGCCGCCGCGCCGAGCCGCCUGGCCCGCCUCGCAGCCCCGCUCUGGCACGGCCCGGCCGGGACAGCGCCGCCAUGACGGGCAGUAAUAUGUCGGAUGCUCUUGCAAAUGCAGUAUGUGAGCGCUGCCAGACUCGGUUUGAUCCUGCAGAGAGGAUUGUGAACAGCAAUGGGGAGCUCUAUCAUGAGAACUGCUUUGUCUGUGCUCAGUGUUUUCGUCAGUUUCCUGAUGGACUUUUUUAUGAGUUUGAAGGUCGGAAGUACUGUGAACAUGACUUUCAGAUGCUGUUUGCUCCUUGCUGCGGUGAAUGUGGUGAGUUCAUUAUUGGGCGUGUUAUCAAGGCAAUGAACAAUAACUGGCACCCGGAAUGUUUCCGCUGUGAGCUCUGCGAUGUAGCACUUGCUGACCUGGGUUUUGUGAAGAAUGCUGGGAGGCAUCUGUGCAGGCCGUGCCAUAACCGUGAAAAAGCUAAAGGACUGGGAAAGUACAUCUGUCAGAAGUGCCACUUGAUAAUUGAUGAGCAGCCUCUGAUGUUUAGGAAUGAUUCCUACCAUCCAGAUCACUUCAACUGCACCCACUGUGGGAAGGAACUGACUGCUGAGGCCCGGGAGCUGAAGGGAGAGCUGUACUGUCUGCCCUGCCACGACAAGAUGGGCAUCCCCAUCUGCGGAGCGUGCCGCAGGCCCAUCGAGGGGCGAGUGGUCAAUGCCCUGGGGAAGCAGUGGCACGUGGAGCAUUUUGUUUGUGCCAAGUGUGAGAAGCCAUUCUUGGGGCACCGACACUAUGAGAAAAAAGGACUGGCUUAUUGUGAAACUCACUAUAACCAGCUCUUUGGAGAUGUCUGCUACAACUGCAGCCACGUGAUCGAGGGAGAUGUGGUAUCAGCUCUUAACAAGGCCUGGUGUGUGAAUUGCUUCUCCUGCUCCACCUGCAACAUCAAGCUUACACUUAAGAAUAAGUUUGUGGAGUUUGACAUGAAGCCUGUCUGCAAGAAGUGCUAUGAGAAAUUCCCUCUGGAGCUGAAGAAGCGCCUGAAGAAGCUGUCAGAGCUGGCAUCCAAGAAGGCACAUCCCAAAGCUCUGGAUUUAAACUCUGCUUAAACAGGUCUGUCAGUUGACUGACUGCACUCUGACAGUCAUGAGCUGCUGCUCACAGCAGCUGUUGAUUACAGAGGCAAGUGAAACCAAAGAUAUGUAAUACCUUCCCCUGUUUCUGGUAAUGUAGCUUGCAUUUUGACUAGACCUUUUCUCAAAAAAAUGUCUAUUAACACUGGCAGAAAGAGGAAUAUGAUUUCUGCUUGAGCAAUUUACAGGCUGGUUAUUAAUUUGCUAACAACUUCUUCUGCCUUUGUGGGAUUGUACAGUCUUUCCUUCCUCAAUUGAACUGUAGUUCUUUCUCCAUUCCUCUGUAGUCUAAGGAAUCUGGAAACAGUGGUUGAGUGUAGGGCUGGAGGAAAUGUGGGAUUUGCUCUUUUUCAGUUACAGUAUAAAAAAAAAUUAUUCUUAUCCUGACUGAAGACAUUGUAUAUUUUUUUUUAAUAUAUAGACAAGUUUUCUGAAAGCUGUCACUCUGCUACAUCCAAAUGUUCUGUUCUUUCUCCAGAUUCCUACUGAGCAUAUAGGGAUGCUGUAGAGUUGUUCUGCUUUGCAGGCUUACAGGGAAAGCCCAGGAACCAGCAGUUACGGCAUCUGCACUGCCCACUUGUCAGGCUCAGGACUAAUAUUAAAAAGGCUGAAGAUGCUUCCUUUGCUGAUUUCUUGUUCAGCAGUAGGGAGAUGUCCAUUGUCAAGGCCAUGUCAACCUCUUCAGAAUAGCUGGGCUCUCCUUAAGGAGAAGGUGGCUAUGGGAAACAAAGAUUUUGUUAGAAGCUGACACUGUCAUUUGCUCAGUUUGUUCUCUACUCCUACGGGCACUAGGGGGUAAACACAAAGCAUGUCCUACCCACUGGCCAAGGUGACAUUUCUUGAGGCAGUGUGGCUGGACCCUUCGUUAUCCUUCUGGAUUAUGAAAUCCAGUUGAUUAUAUGGUACCAAUGUAAGUUCUUCAGUUGCAGAUCCAGUCCUUUAUUUGCAAGGUGAAUAUUCAUUCCUAGGUCACACUCCAGAAAGCCCAAUUCAAUGAAGAGAUUUCUAAUAUUUAUAGUUUGUGGCCUUCUGCAGGAAAAACCCAGGAAGUAUUUUUCUUAAAACUUUCACCCAAAUGAGAGUUUCCCAUUAUCUUUCUUCUUAAGACCUGAGUAUACUUACAGAGAGAACCUCAAACAUGAAUCUGUGCAUCUUAAGCUUCUGCUUUGUAGUUUUGCCUGUCACUGGUGAAUUUCACUGCUCCUACAGUCUCUGCUACUACAACCCUAGGUGCUGAGAGAUUUACUGAUUUUGAACAUUCUUGAAAUUUCCUUAUGGGUGUUCCUGAGACCACCUAUCUGUUGGAUAAUCACAGUGAUCUUCUGGGACAGCUGGAGGUGUCCCCUUAUAGUGUCUUUUUCUGUAUUUCAGCAUGAAAAUCCCUUUUCAUGGGGAGCUGAAGACUGUGCCUGCCCUUUUGUGAGGUUGACAGGAUGAAAAGCACUGAAGGACUGCUGUCCCUCCUGUGAUUUCCAUCUUCCAAAAAGUGGCUAGUUUAGUAGAUCAAAUGAGCACAGCAGCCAGGCCCAGGUACCAGCCUGCAGCCCCGGGUGGAUUAGCUCGCAAGAAACUAAAGCCUCCUCGCUUCUUGUAUGUAUGAGCAGCAACUGAAUUGGGGCAAAAAUCUACCUCAAAAUGUCCUCCCUGCUCAGAUCUGCAGAAUCAAUGGCUGUUAAUAUGCUCACUGUAGCUACCACUCAUGAAACUGCACAGGUGAUGUGACAGCAGUGCUGCGAAAGCCCAGCUGAUGAUGUGCAGAUGGGAAUCCCAUGUGUGAGACCAUCUCUGAUACCACUGGCUUUGCUAAUUCCAUUUCCUUCAGCUGCUUGGCUUUUUGUUGCUGUAAGUUACCACAAACUUUUAACUUGGGUAUCCGCUGUAACACUGGUGAGGGGAUAGGCUGUAAUUUUAACAGGAGAGCUCUUCCAUCCUCUGCUGAGCAAUGUGCACUGUAGCUUGCACGAAUAGUAGCAGCUUUUGUCACUGCUUUAGAAGAAUGUCUGGUCACUGGCUGGCUGGUCAUUGUGCUCCCACCAGCUUUUAAAUGGUCUUUUAGCUAAGGGCACAAAGAACAGCAUUGCUUUUGGUGCAAGAGGAUGUGGCCACUGCAAAGACCCAUUUGUAAGCCUAUUCCUUGGCAUUUUUUCACAGCAGAAGACACAAGGACUACUGACCUAGGUGCAGUUCAAUCUGUUGUGUGGAUUCAGGUCUGUUCCUAUACUCCUAGUCACAGGCCAUAUCUAACACUAAAUCUGGGCAUGUGGUGGAGGAACACGCAGCCACAUAGCUGCUGGUAGACAUGGAACAGCUCUGUAACUAGUAGGCAACAGGUAAUAUUCUUUCAGUGGCCACUCUCAAGUUCAGCAAUGGAAAAUGCAUGUAUCUAGAGGCAAAUGGAAUUAUGUUUGUGCUUUUGCAGGGGGAGAUUUAGUGGGUGCUCUCACUUGGUCUCGUGUUAGAAAUUCAGUUGACCAGCUUUGGUGGUCUUCAGUGUUCAAAGGACAGUUGAUAAAAUUCUCUUUAAUAAGCUAUUCAGUUCUCUAGGAUUUGGAUUCUGUCCUUUUGUUCAGAGCAUUUCCUAAAAUUAGUGGGGGAAAAGUCAUUAGCAAUCCCUGAUGAUCCCUGUAUGACCAGAGGGUGAUAGUCUCUUAGUAUCUCUUAAAUUAUUAAAUGUUCACAAUUGUUUUUCUUACACUCCUGCUGCCCAUAGCUUGCAAUGUGCAGAGUGACAGUAGUGAAUAUUACUGAUAUACCUUUGGUGAGACAGUGGAAUUGAAGGAAUAGGAAAAAUAACUAUAAAUACCUUAAAUAAAUGCAUCUUACUCUGCUUUUUUGAGUCCACUUUUUACAAACUAAGUAGGAUAUAAUGCAGACUUACAAAUUCUCCUUAGUGUGUCAAUAGGCUGACAGGUAGUUUGGAGUUGUUUUUAGUUUUUUUUCUUAAUAAGUAUAGGUCUCAGUCAGAAAUAAGCUGCAUGCUUUUUUCCAUUGUUGUAAAUAGACUGCUGGCCAAAUUCUCCCAAGGUAUCACACCACUGGAGAGUAGAGAAUUUUCUCAAGGUUGAAUUUGGCUCAGAAGUCUACACUUACUAAAAGGUGUUUGUCUCAUAUACAUUUAUAGUUUACAUUGAUAUUUAUACGUACUGAAUUAAAAUCACUAAUAUUCACUGAAUACACUUGAAAAUGGUUUUGCUUUUAGAAGCCACAGUAUGUGAAGCUGGUUUGUAUUCAAAGGGUAUAUUAAUCACUUGCAAUCUUUUUUUAGCAACCUAUUCUGUUCUUUAGGGUUUGCAUCCUGGUUUUUAUUUUUACAGCAGUUGAUGCAAUGUAGGAAAAUGCUGUUCAACCUCCUGGACAGAGUUUCUAGAUGUCAUUUGGUUUGUGUUAGGUGGUGUGUCUGACAGUUUUUUAAGCAGUGGUUGGAUGGUUAAGGAAUAGAUUGCAGGCAAACAUGUAAUAAACGUGGUUGUACUAGUCUGUAAAGCACCAUUAAGUGCUGAAGGUGGUAUAGAAAUAAGUAAAAAUAAGUAAAAUAAAGCAAAAUAGGUAAAAAUAAAUAAAAGAAUGAGCAGCUACUUGCCUUGGUUUAGGCCUCGAUGAGUAGUGAGGGUUCUGCAUCAUGUAGAGCUCUCAUCACACAUUGCUUGUGAUUGUGGGUUGACAUGUUGUAAUACUCUACUUUUUUAUGUUCCUGAAAUAAAGUUAACUGCAAUACAUUUAAAA
Apus apus (common swift) is the source of this 4982-nucleotide messenger RNA. RefSeq names its product LIM zinc finger domain containing 2 (gene LIMS2). Gene Ontology annotation, cellular component: focal adhesion; cell-cell junction; cytoplasm. The transcript is spliced from 10 exons. The coding region runs from base 210 to 1235 and encodes 341 amino acids. The record is from RefSeq and is a predicted model, not a curated record. Gene Ontology annotation, biological process: cell-cell adhesion; positive regulation of substrate adhesion-dependent cell spreading; cell-cell junction organization. Lineage: Eukaryota; Metazoa; Chordata; Aves; Apodiformes; Apodidae.